This is a messenger RNA of Bolinopsis microptera, 4921 nucleotides long. RefSeq lists its product as uncharacterized. The transcript has 18 exons. The coding region runs from base 3 to 3077 and encodes 1024 amino acids. NCBI's taxonomy places the organism in Eukaryota, Metazoa, Ctenophora, Tentaculata, Lobata, Bolinopsidae. Gene Ontology annotation, molecular function: mRNA binding. Gene Ontology annotation, biological process: negative regulation of translation. Gene Ontology annotation, cellular component: cytoplasm; nucleus. The record is from RefSeq and is a predicted model, not a curated record.
CAAUGGUUGAGAUGAGCACAGCAGUAGAACAAUCAAAUGAUAUCCCCCUUAAUGAUUCUUGUGAACUUAUUAAAGAUAGUAAAGAACCAGAUCCUAUAGCUAUCAUUACCAAUGGUUCUAGUGCAGAAAACAAAGAACCCCUUACCCCACCCCAACUACCUUCAGUACAGUAUUCACGCGAGGAAAUGUUAAUACUUGAAAAAACGGACCUCGCUUUGCUUCGACCCGAAUAUCUCAAUACUAUUUUUGAUAGAGAAGGGCGCUGGGACCCGAUGGCUUGGCACUGUGGACAACCUCUGGUUGAAGCAGAAACACCACCCGUCGGCACUCUUGAAUUCAGAAAGCGAACUCGCUCCAAUGCUGCAGACAGUAAGGAUUUAGAAGUCAUACUUUCACCGCAGCGGAUGAGUUUCGGUAAUGGAUGUGCAGGAAGCAAAAUACCGCCACCAUCAGACAGUAGCAAUUCAAAUACCAAGCGCCUAAACGGACUCUUACCGAAAACUAAAUUCGAUAAAAAUGCUUCUGAAAGGACUCGAGAUCCUGAUCGAGAAAAACAUCUUCAAAAAAUUAAUGGCAAUUAUUCUGGAAAUAGAGAGCAAAUUCGAAAAGCUAUAAGAGAUUUGCACGAGAAUAGAGAUAGAAAUAAAGACGGUACUGUACCUACUAAGGAGGAAGAGGAAAUGUGGUUAAGAAACCAAGAGUACGCCUCCGACUACAGGCCCGAACCGUACAAAGAACCGUACAAGGAACCUUACAAAGAACCGUACAAGGAACCUUACAAAGAACCUUACAAGGAACCUUACAAUAAGACUUAUAAAGAUACUAAAUACUCUUCUUCGAACGGAAUGUAUGACCGUGCAAGUAUGAAGAGAAACUGGAACCCACGUCGCAAUAGUGAGAGGAGUGUAGAUGAUGAGCCCGAGUGGUUUACCUCCGGACCCACUUCUCGAUUAGACACUAUUGAGCUCAAAGGCUUUGAGGAUGAUGAUAAACUCCAUCCAACAGAAGUCACCAAUAACAAAGACGAAUCCAGCAGCAAAGGAAGAGACGACGAACUAGCCAUGGACCCUCUAGGAAAUCCCGAAAUGACAAGCGCCUCUAAUACAUAUGCUAACGAAAGCAGCUAUAGUACAGGUCUGCAGGAAGACUGGGACCCCACGCAUCCCAAGUUUAACGUUGAUGCUUUACUCGACCCAGACGCUUUUGUUGAGGGAGGAAAGGACCUUCUGGAAGCUGAGAAGAGUAUUAACAUGUCCAAUAAUCGUGGAGUGCCCAUGCCAAUGGAAUUCUGGUCAGGAUCUCACAACACGAGCAGCCCCAAAGAGUUCCAAGGUCCUCCGGGACAGCCAAGACCUGACGGUCGUUCUCCGCCCAAUCCUAACAAAGAGGGUCCAGCUCAUUUUGUCGCUGAUGCAGUUCAUUUCGGCGAAAAUAUGGCAACAAGCAAUCUGAAGGCAAUGCUUGGAGUCCAUGAACCAACCGCAGGGUAUGCUUUUUUAAAUCUGCUAGUAUUAACAGCUGUUUUAUCAGGAUAUAUCGCUGGAAUGCAGUAUCCUGAUGGGACGUUUAGACCUGAGCAAAACCAAAUGGGUGUACACCCAGGAGCCCCAGGAGCCCCUGGACCACCUCCACCCGGACACCCCAUGUUCGAUGCUCGAAAUGGAAACAAUCGUCCCAAUCUGGAGGACGAUCCAGUUAUUCGCCAGCUCCUUCAGAACAACGAUAAGCACCCCAACUUGAAACCAGGUGUGGAGAUGCUGAUGAGGCCGGAACUUUUGGCGCACGCACAGAACUUGCCACGCAACAUCAGGGACAUGCUGAACCUCCAACGCUCCCAGUCCGAGCACCUGCCUCCUCCUGGGCCCAUGUUGCCCCACCCCGGCCCUGUCCACACCCCACGACACCCCAUCCCCGAGCAUAUUAUGAGGGACCCACGUCUCAUUGAUCCGCGUGUUAUGGAUCCCAGAUUCACUCUUCCUAGCCCCAUCCAACAGCAGCUUAACAAACAGGGACCACCGACCCAGUCGCCGAGAAACGGUCAGGACUUACUGAGAGCCGUAAAGAACGACCCAGCACAACUGGACAAGGUUAUAUCCUGCCUUCAGAACGCCCUGAAACUUGGUAACGCCCCGCCAGAGUCUCAGCCUACUAUGCACGCUCUCUUGAGAGAUAUGGAGAAAGCCAAGAAUGAUCAUAUCAAGCUACAAAGACUACAGCUGCUGGCAAACGCCCAACAUCAACUCAACAAGCAUCCUGACCAAAUUCAGUCUAAACGCCACAGCUACGAUGUGCAGCAGCCAAGCCAGCAGCAACUAAUCCAGGCUUUACACCUCCAAAAUUUGCACGAUAAGACACAGGCUUUGAAAGCGCUCCUCAGACUACCAGGCCAGGGAGCCCCGCUGAUGACGGCCCCUGCUCGCAUGGCCCCUGUUCCUCACAAGGAGGCUGGCCAUGCCUUCAUUAGACCUAGAAUGACUGGGGAAGAAAACAUUCCUACCCGUAUCACCGGUCACCAUGGUGAUCAUAGGAUGAUGAUGGGUAACCACAACAAGCUACCACACGGUUUCCCCAUGGCCUUCACCCCGACCUCAGUGAUGAUCAAGUCAUCGGAGUCACGUAACUUUGGACAGCACAAGAUGGAGGGAGGAGAGCUGGAACAUAACAUCAACCUGACUCCCUCCCAUGCGGGUCCCAACCACCAGGGUCCACAUCCCGGACACCAUCCUAGAAUGCAGUACCGGACUCAGGAGGGCCAAGGAAUUCCCAACGGACGACGCUCCCCUCGCUUUGAUGACGGCCCUAAACCGGUACCAACCAUCGAGACAUCCAGAGGAGGAGUCCCCAAGUUGCACUUUCCUCCCUCUGCUUUCUCCGCUCCUAUGAAGGGAAUGCCACCUCCUCCCCCCAACUUCAUGAUGGCUCUAGCUAAGGGAAUGCCACCCCCCUCUCCUCAUGGACCCCACCUCCCUUCCCAGCUUCUCAUGCAGGAACUGAUGCACAGCAACAAACCCAGCCCUUCCUUCAACCACCCAAUUCCUCCUGGCUCUAUUCCCAACUCCAACGCUCCCACUUUCUAAAAGGACCGGAGAUCUCUUCUCGCUGCCAACCUUUGCUUGCUUCCAUCUUCAAGUUUUAAAUAUUUAUAAUUUUGUACUUGGUAAUUGUUAAUUUAUUUGAAAAAGAAUCGUGUAUAAUAUGAGGAUUUCCUGAUAUAGGCGUGGCACAAAACUUUAUAAUGGUGCCGAAACUCCAAAAACGCCGCCCACAUAUUUUCGAACACAACAAAAUUGUAUCUUUAUAUAGAGGUUUGAAAAGAAUGGCGUUUCUUUUGAGACGUUGAUUACAGUUUCCACUGUCAUAAACUGGUGUUGUGCAUGUUUUUAAAUAAGUAUAUUUAAUUAGGAGUUUAAGACAAGUUGUUUUGAUUUCGUGGGCUUAAAAUGAAAUGCAGACGAUUUGCCUUUCUAACAAAAAAAAAGAAGGUGGUGAACUUAUAUCACAUUCAUUCCCUUUUAUGAAUAAUUGGUAAUUGGCAAAUUUGUUUGUAAAAUUUACUUCUUCAUAUUUCUUGAUGAGAAUAAAAUUUGUUUCUCUUUUGAAUUUAGGCCAUUAAAUUAAAAAUACUAUCUAUAUCACCGGUUUCCAUACACGAAAGAUUAAUAGAAGAGUAAUUUCCAAAUACCUAACAUAUCUCACUAUUGAUUUAUAAAACUUAAAAUUUACCCAUGAAACCGGUGCAAGUCUUGCCUGAAAUGAUUAAUUAGAUAUUUAAUUAGAUAUAGAGUUGGUCUCGUAAAUGUGAUAUCUGUGGGUUAUGACAGUCUGUACAAAGUGUGCAGCUGUCCCACUAUUUCCUGUUGGCGAGAUUUAGGUGGAUAUUUCAUGCCUCUUCUAAUUUCUUCUUCUUGUGCGUUUUCGAUGUAAAUUGUAAAUAGAUGGGUCUAUUGAUACUAUGAGUGUAUUGGAUUUUUGUUCGUGCUUGUCUAAAGAGGCUAUAGUUUGUUUCUUUACGGGUUUUCACGAUUUGCAGUCCGAUGAUUUCUUUAGGCAAGCACAUGAGUCGAGGUGAUUUUACCACUUUUUUUUUGCUUUGUCCCAGAAUUUGAAAUUGCUCCAAUUUUUUUUUCAUUACUCUCGAGAGGGUCAUUUGAAGCUUUUCCGCCUGGGACACGGCAAAAUGAGAUGUGUGGCAAAACCAAUUCAGCUAACGGAUCGAUUUUUUCAAUUCGAAACCAUUUGAUUUUAACUUGCAGAAGUUUUGCCAUGCAUAGUUAAUAAUUGUUGCGAGAUUUUAACCGUUUUGGUGCAUGUUUUAAGGGCGUGAGCGCAUGAUUUUUAGUAUGACUCCUUUAGAAUACUAAAUGUAUAUGAGGCAAAUUUAACCGAAGAUAAGUUUAUAUUGUGUUAUUUUGAGAAUGCGCCCAAAAACAUAUGCUAAAAUAUUAAAGCACCUCUUUCUAAUAAUAAUAUUGCAAUUCGAUAUGUCAAUUUUGUAGGUGCCGAUUUACUUUUGUUGAAUACCUUUUUUGUCAAAAAAUUGAAGAUGUAAAUGUAAGGUCAAGUUGGACAACUUUAUUUUUAAGCUAUUCCAUAUUUAAAAGCACUGCAUUUACACUUAGAUUUUUUACGAUUUACGAUGAUAAUUACAUCAUGUUACUUACUCCUUGCUUGCAGUAAGUAAGUCUUGUUGGGAGAAUUCGACUAGAUAUGAGGGGGUGAGACGAGUGGUGCUGAGUGGUGCCGUUCAGCACCGCCCUCCAUCCCCACAUUAUAUACAUAGUAGUAUGAAUAUUGUUAUAAUUACUAGUAUUAUAUUGGAAAGGCUGUUGCGCAACUGGUCCGUUUCAAUGUUACAAGGACAUGAUAAAUGUUGUUUUUAUUUUGUGAAACAUUAAAAAUCAUUUUUUCUUCAUUCCCAAAA